AUGACCAACCCCCGCGGGCGGCCUAGGGGCAGGCCGAAAGGCAGCACCAACAAGAAGGCCGCGACCGCCGCGGGCAAGGCGAAGCACCAGCACCAGCACCACCACUUGUCGCCAUCCGUGCAGGCGCAGGAGAGGCUGGCUGACUUCGUGGACCUCGCGGUCGUCCCGAGAGAGGCUGCCAAGAAGGCCACGUCCAGGUUGAACGGGAGCACGCCCUCCCGUGCCGCGACUGCUCCUUCCUUCAACGGCAAGAAGGGCAGGGGAAGGCCUCGCUCCAUCUUCCCCCCCCCCGACAACAAGGCGGACGGUGGCGGUGGCGGCAGCAGUAGCAGUAGCUCCAAGAAGCGUAAGGUUCGCGAGGCGGACGAGAGCAGCGAGGAGACAUCUGCUUCCGGCGACAGCAAGAAGUCUCACAAGAAGGCGGCCAAGAACAAGCAUGGGUCGAGCCCUAUCCGAGGCGGCACUGGCUCGUACCCAAAGAGGAUAAGGAAUGCCCCGGACGUCUUCAAGGCCGGGCCGUCGACCAAACCGAUGUCGCCUUCCAAGCCCACGACGACGACUCCCGCUGGCGGGAAGUCCACCAGCAAGAAAAAGGGCGCCGCAGCCGCAGCAGCGUUGCCAAAGUCUCAGGCCAAGUCGCCGGCCUCCAAGAAGAAACCGGCCAAGUCCGCCCCGCCGCCCCGGCCGCCGCCGCCCCCCCCGCCGUACCGAUUCGACUACAAGGGCUGGCCAGCGAUCGGCGGGAGAGAGCUUCUCGCCGCGGGGAUGUUCCUCUACGUUUCUGCGCCCAUGAUGAAAUUCGGACGUGGGUUCGAGGUUAAGAUGCAGGCAUUGGAGGAGGCCCUCUCGUCCGACAGGCCGGAAGAGAACGAGCUACUGUCUCUGGUGCUCUCGCGCCUUCUCUGCACCGGCCGCGAGCUCAAGGCGCUCAAGCCAGGAGAGCUGAAGUACCCGUACAGCUGGUGGGCGGAGCGGCUGCAGAAGAAGCUGGCUGACUGGUACCGUCGACGCGCGGUCCUGCGCGAGCUUAUCUUCGAGGCGGAGAGGUCCGACGAUGAGGGGGAUGUGUUAUCUGCGGGGGCGGGGGGCUCGGCGGCUGGGAAAAAAGGGCCGAAGAAGGCGGCCGUGACCGUGACCGAGGGUCUGGGGGAGGCGGUAGGAGGAGGAGGUGAUGGCGGCGGCGGGCCCACUGCCGCAUCCGGCGGUUUGCAGCAGGCGGCAGGCGGUGGUGGUGCCGCAGGUGGAGGGAGAGAGGCGGGAGGCGGGUUGCCGAAGGGAAGGAGCGUGAAUGCGAUGGACGUGGAGGGGGCUGUUGGAGCGGCGGAAAGUACGGAGGCGGGGGCUGCCGUCGGGAGCGAAACGGAGGUCAAGGCUAACGGCAGCGGUGCGGGGAUGCGGAGGGAUGAUGAUGAUGAUGCCGAUUUCGACGGACGCAAGCAGCGGGAUGCGGGAGGUGGGGUGGAGGAGACGAACGGCAGAGAAGAAUUAUCGUCGAGGGCGGUGAUGGCGACAAAGGCGGCGGCGGCGAGAGGAGUGCGGGGGGAGACUAGUACGCCCAAGGAGGAACCUGCUGAGAUUUCGAAGGUUCUAAGGGGGUUGGUCAGAGGAGAGGUGACUCCCUCUUAA
Messenger RNA from Ectocarpus sp. CCAP 1310/34, 1626 nucleotides. The record is from the annotation of a GenBank genome assembly. Lineage: Eukaryota; Phaeophyceae; Ectocarpales; Ectocarpaceae.